ACUAUGGAAAUAAUGUUAGACAAAAAGCAAAUUUGAGCAAUUUCCUUAUUCAAAUUCAAAGCAACGGAGACAACUCGCAACAUCAACAACUCGUUUGGCCCAGGAACUGCUAAUGAACAUACAGUGCAAUGGUGGUUCAAGAAGUUUCACAAAGGAGAUGAGAACCUUGAAGAUGAGGAGCAUAGUGGUCAGACAUCGGAAGUUGACAACAACCAAUGGAGAGCAAUCAUCAAAGUUGAUCCUCUCACAACUACACGAGAAGUUGCCGAAGAACUCAACAUUGACCAUUCUAUGGUCGUUUGGCAUUGGAAGCAAAUUGGCAAGGUGGACAAGCUCAACAAGUGGGUGCUUCAUGAGCUGACCAAAAAUCAAAAAAGUCAUCCUUUUGAAGUGUCAUCUUCUCUUAUUCUACACAAUAACGAACCAUUUCUCAAACGGAUUGUGAUGUGCAAUGAAAAGUGGAUUUUGUACAAAAACUGGCAAUGACCAGCUCAGUGGUUAGACCAAGAAGAACCUCUAAAGCAUUUCCCAAAGCCAAACUUGCACCAAAUAAAGGUCAUGGUCACUGUUUGGUGGUCUGCUGCUGGUCUGAUCCACUACAGCUUUCUGAAUCCCGGAAAAACCAUUCCAUCUGAGAAGGAUGCUCAGCAAAUCUAUGAGAUGCACUGAAAACUGCAACACCUGCAGCUGGCGUUAGUCAAGAGAAAGGGCCCAAUUCUUCUCCAUGACAACGCCUAACCCUAUGUCUCACAACCAACACUUCAAAAGUUGCACGUAUUGGUCUACGAAGUUUUGCCUCAUCUACCAUAUUCACCUGACCUCUCGACAACCGACUACCACUUCUUCAAGCAUCUUGACAACUUUUUGCAGGGGAAAUGCUUCCACAGCCAGCAGGAUGCAGAAAAUGCUUUCCAAGAGUUCGUUGAAUCCCGAAGCACAGACUUUUACGCUACAGGAAUAAACAAACUUGUUUCUUGUUGGCAAAACUGUGUCGAUUGUAAUGGUUCCUAUUUUGAUUGAUAAAGAUAUGUUUGAGCCUAGUUGUAAUGAUUUAAAAUUCAUGGUCCAAAACUGCAAUUACUUUUGUACCAACCUAAUAGAAUUCUUCUGAGAGGCAGCUAGUGACAAAACCAGUUCUCUGUUUUACUGGAGUUGUUUUGGAUGUAACACCAAUGUUGAGGGAGAUGGUGAGAUAUGCUGAGAAGAACCUGACAAACGUCGAGCAGAAUGGCACACAGCAUUUUAUGUACAAGGUUCUAAAUGGCUUCUAAGAAGUUGGGAUCCGACUCUCAUGGACCUUUCAGUUAUCUUGAUGAUGUCCCAUUUAAGAUAGGAGACAAAUUCAAAACCCCAGCGAAGGUUGGAUUACCCAUUGGUUUAUGCCUGACUGAUUCUUCUCAGCUUGUCAGAGAAGCCCAGUAUGACUUCUCACUGGAAAAGAAAACAAUCGUGUGGGCUGAAGAUAUCAAAAAAAUUGAAGCUGCCCAGGGAGAAGCUGAACUCAAGGCAAAAGUGCUAAUGAACUCAAAAACAGCUUCAGAGGACAGCAACAAAAUGGGGUUCUCAGAGGGACCUUGUCCUCAGGCCAUGCCUCCUCCUAUUAACCCCAUCCUCGUUAGCCUGCAGCACAAUAAUAUUCUUACUCCCAUGCCAGCCAACAGCAGUGCUGUGAAGCAAAAGGUUCUUAGUCCACCUAAUCCAAAAGCAGACUUCAACCCAGCUGAUUUUGAAUGUGAAGAAGACCCAUUUGACAAACUAGAAUUAAAAACAAUUGAUGAUAAGGAGGAAUUAAAAAAUAUUCUUGAAAUUCAUAUUGGUACUACUGGGCCUAUUGUUGCCCAGCUAUUGGAUAAUACUUUGCCCAAAGGAGUGUCUGAGUCUGUGUUGCAAGAUGAGGAAGUUCUGACAUCCAUAGAAAGGGCCACGUUGGACUUCAAGCCCCUUCACAAACCCAAUGGCUUUAUCACUUUACCGCAGCUGGGAAACUGUGAAAAUAUGUCUUUGUCUUCCAAAGUGUCCCUGUCCCCUGUCACUUCAGUGAGCAAUAUAAAAUCCCUGUCCUUUCCUAAACUUGACUCCGAUGAGAACAAUCAAAAAUCAUCAAAACUCAUGAACGCUUUCCAUAGCACUACCUGUCUCUGCAAUGGCACUUUGCUCAGCUCUUUGCAGACCUGUGCUCAGAGUAAAGCUAGUGAACUGAACAGACACGAUAUGGUUGGUCUUUCCACCCUAAAUGAGAACAGUGGCGUGGAGACAUCAACAUUAUCUGCUUCAUCCAGGCUGCCUUCCCUGGCUGUGUCAACAGUUUGUACAGAACAACAAUCAUCUCAAAGCACAGUGACUACGGUACACUCAGACUACAAGGAAACAGAAAUUCCUGUGGUAAUGCACCCAAAUUUCCCAGUGUCUGAAGUGCCCAAUAACACCAGCUGCACAGAGCAGUCAGGUGGCCCCACUCCUGAACAACAGCAGGUCCUCUCCAUUAGUGAGAAACAGUGGAUAGAGACAGUCGUCAACAUGGGGUACUCACCUGAGAACGUCUUGAAAGCCAUGAGGAAGAAGGGACAGAACAUAGACCAGGUUUUGGAUUACCUGUUUGCUCAUGGACAGCUUUGUGAGAAGGGCUUUGAUCCACUUCUUGUUGAAGCAGCUUUGGAAAUGCACCAGUGUCCAGAGGAGAAGAUCACAGAACUUCUCCAACUAAUGAGUCAAUUUAAAGAAAUGGGCUUUGAACUGAAAGACAUUAAGGAAGUCUUAUUAUUACAUAAAAAUGACCAACACAAUGCUUUGGAAGAUCUAAUGACCCGUGCAGGAGCCAGCUGAAAAUACAUUCCUGGAUUCUUGGCAUGCAGUGGAGCAGGACCAGCCCCAGCACCUUCACAUCCAGCGUGACUUGCUCUCAGCAGGAAGGAGUCCAGCUUUUCACAUACAAGGGAGAAUGACUGAGGAAGCCCGCCCAUGUGCACCACUCUAGCAUUUUUCUUUCCACUGAGAGCCAACUUUCUUAAAUUAACUUAGGAAACGACACUUAAUUUAAUUUAAUUUUCCUUUUUCCAGCUUGGCCAUGGAGAGUUUAGACUGCCCAGCCUCUACUAGAAUUCUACAUAGGUAGAGACAGGAGUGUUUUCUCCCCCUCGCUGUUGCACUGGAGUUGGACAGGAGAAUACUAAGUUGGUUCUGAAACUAGGAUGCUUGGGUUCUUUGAAGCUAUUUUCAUGGUGUCUGCUUGUACUGAAUUACUUGACUUUGUCAUAGUCCAGAUUAACUGGUUAAAUUUGACCUUUAGUGCAAUGGAGUUUUAUUUUUUGGUUGAAAGUUAGUCUGUAACUUAGUAAAACACUGGUUCAGAAACUGUUGCUAUGCAUAAAGAGAGAAGCUGUUUCUCUUGUGGGUUUUUUUGGUGGUUUUUGUUUUUUUGGGUUUUUUUUGUUUGGUUGAGGGUUUUUUUUGUUUGUGGUUUUGGUGGUUGGUUGGUUGGUUGUUGUUGUUUGGGGUUUUGUGUGUGGGUUGUUUUGUUUGUUUGGGUUUUGUUUGUGUGGUGUUGUUUUUUUUUUACCCAUGCAUCCAACAGUUCUGCCAGACAUGAGUAUCCAAUGCUGAGUGGUAUGUAAGUUUUCUUGAAACAGGUAAGCUGUGAACUCUACCUGGACCUGCAACUUGUGUUGGUUCUUGAACCUGAAGGCAGAGAGCUGGGACUCAGUAUUCUUAAUCCCCUAGGUUUGUAGAAUAUUAUAAGACAAUGCCCUGCUAGGAAAUCAGUUAUCUUUUUGUUUUAAAUAAUACUCAGUGUGAUGCAGGAGGUUUCUUUCAAGCACUUUCUUUAAAACAAAUAUAUUCACUGCAUUAGUUCAAUUUCUCACACUGCUAUAGAAUUACAUAAUAACAUCUAGUACUAGAAAUCAGGUUUGGGGUUGGUUUUGAUAUUUCAAAGUAUUACUUUGUACAUUGUUCAAGUUCUAAAUACAUUAAAUAUCAGCAGUCUUGAGGAAUCUUUAAUUUGCUAAAUAUUUUGGUUCUGCAGAAGAACAACUAAUAAACCCCUUAAAUAUAA
Columba livia (rock pigeon) is the source of this 4051-nucleotide messenger RNA. RefSeq names its product ubiquitin-associated protein 1-like. Lineage: Eukaryota; Metazoa; Chordata; Aves; Columbiformes; Columbidae. The transcript has 8 exons. Gene Ontology annotation, biological process: regulation of DNA-templated transcription; ubiquitin-dependent protein catabolic process via the multivesicular body sorting pathway. The record is from RefSeq and is a predicted model, not a curated record. Gene Ontology annotation, molecular function: DNA binding; ubiquitin binding. Gene Ontology annotation, cellular component: ESCRT I complex. Bases 1261 to 2823 code for a protein of 520 amino acids.